Vitis riparia (riverbank grape) is the source of this 628-nucleotide messenger RNA. RefSeq names its product biotin carboxyl carrier protein of acetyl-CoA carboxylase 2, chloroplastic-like. Gene Ontology annotation, biological process: fatty acid biosynthetic process. The transcript has 4 exons. Gene Ontology annotation, cellular component: acetyl-CoA carboxylase complex. Lineage: Eukaryota; Viridiplantae; Streptophyta; Magnoliopsida; Vitales; Vitaceae. Gene Ontology annotation, molecular function: acetyl-CoA carboxylase activity. The coding region runs from base 222 to 581 and encodes 119 amino acids. The record is from RefSeq and is a predicted model, not a curated record.
AAUAGCAGAAGCAACUUUUAAAUAUGUGUAUGUAUUCUUGCAUGUAUUCUCUCUCUUUUUGUUCCGUGUCUGUGUUCUCUACUUUUGUGAUAAAUGCUUAUCAGAUGUGCACCAGUUUCCUCUAUGGAGUUGAUUUCUUUUCUGUGUAGACUGGUUGUGAGCUCAUAAUAAGAAAAAAAGAAGCUUUAACACAGCCACCAGCCACAGCUUCUGUUAUCACAAUGCAACCUCCACUGCCCCACUCCAUGCUUCCAUACCAACCACCACCAGCUCAGGUCGUUGCUCGUACAAGCACUGCUCCUUCACUUCCACCACCUGCCCCUGCAAAGACAAGCGAGUCGUCUCAUCCACCACUGAAAUGCCCCAUGGCUGGAACCUUUUAUCGAUCCCCUGGACCAGGUGAACCUCCAUUUGUGAUGGUAGGAGAUAAAGUGCAGAAAGGACAGGUUGUUUGUAUUAUUGAGGCCAUGAAAUUAAUGAAUGAAAUUGAAGCUGAUCAAUCGGGAACCAUGACUGAGAUACUGGCAGAGGAUGGGAAGCCAGUUAGUAUAGACAGGCCUCUUCUUGUCAUUGCACCUUGAAGAACGGGGCAAAAAUAUCCGAAAACUUGGGUGGCAGUAAUUUUAAG